Messenger RNA from Prunus mume (Japanese apricot), 834 nucleotides. The record is from RefSeq and is a predicted model, not a curated record. NCBI's taxonomy places the organism in Eukaryota, Viridiplantae, Streptophyta, Magnoliopsida, Rosales, Rosaceae.
AUGUACUCUUCCUCCUCCACGGCUCGUGUCGGGACCCUUCCUCCCAUUGCUAUCAAACUUGAUGGCACAAACUACCCUCUUUGGCUUGCACAAGUUGUUCGUCACUUAAAAGGUCGAAAUUUCAUGGGCUACGUAGACGGGACGAAGCCAUGUCCCGCCUAUUUUCUGAAUGAUGAUCAAGGCAAAAGUACUUUUAAUGUUGAUCCCGCCUUUGAUGCCUGGAUUCAUGUGGAUCGAACGAUCCAGAAUUGGAUCAAUGCCUUGCUCACUCCCUCUGUCUUCUCUACCGUGACUGACUCCGCUUCUUCACGGACAACAUGGGUGUCUUUGGAGAGGCAUUAUGCUUCUCCAAUCGACACCCGGGUUUUGCAGCUGUGUGGUGAGCUUCUUCAUGCAGCUAGGGCUGACUACGUCUCCACUGCGGCUUACCUAAACAAAAUAAACUCCAUUGCAGAUAAUCUUAGGCUUGCAGGCAGCCCUAUCGCUGACCAUGAUUUAGUGAUCAUUGUCAUGAAUGCCUUCCCAACAUAUGAGUUUAGCACCACAGCUAUCACCUUUGAUUAUCUUCAGAAGGUGCUGUUGAAUCUUGAAAAACAUCUGACUCAGCCAGGUGUGCCUGUUUAUUCUCUUGAACCUACCACUGCUCCCAUCCAUGCCUCACCAUAUCGUGGCCCAGGCGUCGAUCCAGCUGGUUCUUCCCAGGCUGUUGGUCCUUCUAGUACUACAAAUGCUAAUGUUAAUGGUAACAGUGCCUCACCUUCCAAUAGUGCUUCUCGUCCUUCUCCGGCGGGUUGUUAUUGUUGUAUUUUUGGCUCACCGAAAGUGUUAACAUGA